CCUCUAAUUUUUCCCACCAAAAAAUACAAGAAACAAAAAAAAAAAAAUAAUAAAUCAAGAAAAAUGGCGACAACAUUUCUCUCGACUGCAAAACCCUUCCUCUCCUCUUCAACACCAUCUUCUUUAUCAUCCCUAACAAAUAGACCUCUCCAGUUUUCUUGUCCACAACAAAAAUGUAAUCCCAGGAGACCAUUGACUUCAUGCAAAGCUCUCAGUGACGAGUCACUUCCAGUACCAGCCGCCUCUCCAAUUAUUAUAACAAGAAGAAGCCUGUCCAUUUGCUUCUUAACCAGCUUUGUAUUUUCAUUGGCAAGUAGAGGUAGUUCUAGUGCCAAUGCAGCUAUACUAGAAGCUGAUGAUGAUGAAGAAUUAUUGGAGAAAGUUAAGAGGGACAGAAAGAAAAGGUUAGAAAGACAAGGAGUUAUUAGCUCAGCUAACAAGGAAAAAGGAUAUUUGCAAGAUCUUGUGUACAAGCUAAGUAAAGUAGGGCAAGCCAUAGACAACAAUGAUCUAUCUACUGCUAGUUCGGUUCUUGGGGGUAGCACUGAUAUUGAUUGGGUUAAGAAGGCUAACAUUGCCUUCACCAAGCUGAGCUCUAGCCCUGAAGAAAAGAUAGAGGUGGACACCUUUAAUUCCUCUCUAUCUUCUUUAAUUUCAUCAGUUACUAGCAAUGACAUUGAAUCCUCCAAAACUGCUUUUGUAUCAUCAGCCACUGCUUUUGAGAAAUGGACAAACUUGACAGGGCUGUUUGGACAACUCAAAGGGCUUUGAAAGGAAUCUGGGUUACGAUCCUCUUUGUUCAUUUCCUUUUUGUUGCGACGAACAUUUGAAGCUCACUGGUUUCUCACCCUGGCUCAUAUCAUUCAAUUCUUCUCUUCUCUUUUCUUCUUAGUCCGAGUAGUUCCCACAAUUCAAGAUCAACAUGCUAUUUUGCUUGCACGCGAGUUGCAAUUCCAUGCCCAA
Populus nigra (black poplar) is the source of this 963-nucleotide messenger RNA. Its product is annotated as thylakoid lumenal 16.5 kDa protein, chloroplastic-like. NCBI's taxonomy places the organism in Eukaryota, Viridiplantae, Streptophyta, Magnoliopsida, Malpighiales, Salicaceae. The transcript has 4 exons. The coding region runs from base 64 to 771 and encodes 235 amino acids. The record is from RefSeq and is a predicted model, not a curated record. Gene Ontology annotation, biological process: photosystem II repair.